Haliaeetus leucocephalus (bald eagle) is the source of this 1074-nucleotide messenger RNA. It is a transcript of the gene TMEM144, whose product is annotated as transmembrane protein 144. The transcript has 11 exons. Lineage: Eukaryota; Metazoa; Chordata; Aves; Accipitriformes; Accipitridae. Gene Ontology annotation, cellular component: membrane. The record is from RefSeq and is a predicted model, not a curated record. Gene Ontology annotation, molecular function: carbohydrate transmembrane transporter activity. Gene Ontology annotation, biological process: carbohydrate transmembrane transport. Bases 1 to 1074 code for a protein of 357 amino acids.
AUGAACAUUGGGAAAGCUUACAGUGCCUUUAACAACAGCAAUGGAACAGAUCUAGCUAUUGGCUUUACCUCCUCCACAGUAGCUGUCCUUCUAUUUGGGACAAACUUUGUGCCUGUUAAGAAGUUUGAUACUGGUGAUGGCAUGUUCUUCCAGUGGAUUCUCUGUGCCUCCAUAUGGAUAGUUUCUUUGGUGGUCAAUUUAAUCCAGAAUUGCCCCCGGUUUUGGCCUCUGGCUAUGGUUGGGGGUUUCCUGUGGGCUACGGGCAAUGUUACAGUUGUCCCUAUUAUUAAAACUAUUGGCUUAGCUCUUGGUCUUUUGAUAUGGGCUUCUUUUAAUUUGCUGACAGGUUGGGCAAGUUCAAGAUUUGGUUGGUUUGGAAUUGACCCAGAAGAGGUAUCAAGACCAAUCUUAAAUUAUAUUGGAGCUGGACUUUCACUAUUAAGUGCUGUCAUAUUUCUUUUUAUAAAAACUGAAGUCCAGAGUUCUUCAGCUUCAUUAGAAAGCACGCCUUUACUGAGAGAAAGAUCUAUUAAUGUUUCUGAAGAUACCUCUGAUGACUCAUGGGUGAAGAGACUUUCUCCAGCAAAAAAGAGACUCAUAGGAUGUAGCCUGGCUGUAGUAGCUGGAAUACUCUACGGUUCCAGUUUUAUACCAGUACUUUACAUCAAGGACCAUGGAAGAAGAAAUGAAACUAUGUACACAGGAGCAAGUCAAUUUGAUUUAGAUUAUGUUUUUGCACACUUCAGUGGAAUAUUUCUUACAAGUACCAUCUACUUCUUGAUCUACUGUGCAGUCAGGAAAAAUAAACCUAAUGUUUAUCCCCAAGCCAUAUUGCCAGGAUUUGUUUCUGGUGUGCUUUGGGCAAUAGCCAAUUGCUGCUGGUUCAUAGCCAAUCACUAUCUCAGUGCAGUGGUCAGCUUUCCAAUAAUUACUGCAGGUCCUGGCCUUGUUGCUGCAAUGUGGGGAGUCCUUGUAUUUAAAGAAAUCAAGGGACUGAAAAACUACGUGUUACUCUCAGUAGCAUUUUGCAUCGUUUUGGCUGGAUCACUCUCCACAGCUUUUUCUAAAGUUUGA